This is a messenger RNA of Aspergillus wentii DTO 134E9, 1296 nucleotides long. RefSeq names its product putative MFS monocarboxylate transporter. NCBI's taxonomy places the organism in Eukaryota, Fungi, Ascomycota, Eurotiomycetes, Eurotiales, Aspergillaceae. The transcript has 4 exons. Bases 1 to 1296 code for a protein of 431 amino acids. The record is from RefSeq and is a predicted model, not a curated record. Gene Ontology annotation, biological process: transmembrane transport. Gene Ontology annotation, molecular function: transmembrane transporter activity. Gene Ontology annotation, cellular component: fungal-type vacuole membrane.
AUGGAAGUCGAACUUCACCCCAGACUAUCAAAUUCUACUCACGAUCAACAUGAACACGAUGAUGCCCAACUUCCUCCCGCCGACGGAGGAAAAGACGCAUGGCUCUUCCUGGCUGCGUGUUUCGUUAUUGAAGCCUUGAUCUGGGGCUUCUCUUUCGCCUUUGGUAUUUUCCAAAACUACUACUCAACCCACGAACCCUUUAAAGGGUCUGGAAAUACCGCUAUCAUCGGUACUUGUGCAAUGGGAGUGACAUAUCUCCUCGCACCAUUCAUCUUCGGCCUGUUACAGUCUAUGCCCUUUCUGCGAAGAUGGGCGACCCCCGCUGGGUUCUUGAUUAUUUGUCUCGCGCUGGCACUGAGUUCGUUCUCGACGACUACGACGCAUCUUAUCUUCUCGCAGGGUAUCUUUUAUGGCAUCGGGGCGAGUGUUGCCUAUGCGCCGACUAUCAUCUUUAUGGAUGAGUGGUUUGUGAAGAAGAAGGGGAUGGCGUUUGGGACUAUGUGGGCUGGAACGGGUCUGUCGGGAGUCGUCCUCCCUCUUGUCCUGCAAUGGCUUCUUAAUAUGUACGGCUUCCAAACCACGCUUCGCAUUUGGGCGAUUGUCGUCUUCGUCUUAGCUGGUCCGCUGCUGUAUUUUGUGAAGCCUCGUAUUCCGAUCUCAUCGAAUACCACCAUCCGUCCGCUCAAUCUGAGUUUCCUCAAAGACCGGACCUUCCUCAUCUACCAACUAGGUAACAUCAUCGAGGCUCUGGGGUUCUUUCUCCCGAACAUCUAUCUGCCUACCUACGCCCGUACCCUGGGCGCCAGCAAUCUGACUGCCUCUUUGCCUGUCAUUCUAAUCAACCUCGCCUCGGUCUUCGGGUGCAUCACUAUGGGCUCGCUAAGUGACCGCUACCACGUCACGACUUGCAUCCUCAUCUCUACGGUGGGGAGUACGUUGGCGAUAUUCGUCAUCUGGGGAUUCUCCAUCAGCCUUGCCCCUUUGUACAUUUUCUGCCUCGCGUACGGUUUGUUCGCGGGAUCUUUCACCUCCACCUGGCCUGCUGUGUCAACCGAGGUGCGUAAGAGGAACAACUACGCCGAAACUGGGAUUGUCUUUGGAUUCUUGGCUUCGGGGAGAGGAGUCGGGAACGUGGUCAGUGGUCCGCUCAGUGAGGCUUUGAUUAAAGGAUUUCCCUGGCAAAAUGCUGCUGGUGGUGCGUAUGGUAGUGGAUAUGGCGCUUUGAUCGUUUUCACGGGGGUUACUGCUCUUCUGGGUGGGUUUAGCGUUGCUUUACGGCCUUUGAAGGUGCUGUAA